ACCUUUUCUUGACCCGACUGUCUAACUAUGAAUUCUAGCCGCGGAAAGCAGGAUGUUUUAAGAUGUGACCUUUGUGAGACCUCUAUGCCCUUACUGCACUGUGACAUUUGUCACGUGAAUCUGUGUAAACCCUGUGUAGGGGAACAUGCCUUAGAUGAAACUAAAGACCACACAAUAGUGCCAUUCAAAAAGCGAGGAUCUACCCCUAAAUGUCUAAAACAUUUCUCAAAGAUAUGUGAACUUCAUUGUGAACAAUGUGACUGCCCAAUCUGUGCUCUCUGCGUUUCCUCAUUUGAUCAUGAACAACAUUUUAAAGUCGAUAUUUUCAAAAAAUUCGAGGAGAAGAAAGCUGCCUUGCAAAAAGAUAUUCAAGAGUUAGAAAAUCUAAUUUAUCCAAAGUAUCAAGAUAUUGUAUCUGAAGUUCCUAUUUAUAGAAAGGAUUUGAAUAAAAAUUCCCAAAAUUUAAAAGCCGCUAUCAACAAACAGGGUCGAGAUUUGCACAGAGAAGUAGAUAGCGUUAAAAAAAAAAUGAAGGCUAACGUUGAUGAUAUAAACUCCAAAUACAUGGCUUAUCUAAAAAAACGGGAAGAUGAAAUCACAGGCAUACUUUCCGAAAUCCAACAAAACAUAUCUGAUAUGAAGAAGUUAUUGGAUUCGUACGAUGUUUGUCAGGUCUGUGCGUACAAAUCUAAAAAUGCAGUAUUCAGAAAAUUGCCUCCUAAACUGACAGUAUGUUUACCUAAGUUUAUCCCUCAUCAAAUCGACGAAGCAGAAAUUAACCAACAGAUAGGUGUUCUGCUGGAGUUGAGAGUUAAAACAGAAGAAUAUGACCAUAUUUUCACUUCAUCAGAAGUUGUUACCACUCUUCCAAAGAGGCCACUGAUGGUUCAUCCAAUAGUUAUGACAGAUUUUCUCACCGAGUCUGGAAAUAACAGCUUUUGCCAUGUGUCAUGUGUGAGUAAUAAAGAAAUUUGGAUUAGUGGUUGUGACGAGUUCUUGAGACUCUACAACCUCGAAGGAAAACUAGUGAAGUCCAUCAAAACAAAGUCAGGGAAUGUUCCAAUUGCCAUUGCUAUUAUCAGGUUUGAUGAUCUUAUUUAUGCUGAUAACUAUGAUAGAUCAUUGAAUAUUGUAAAGGGAACAGAAGUUCAUACCAUGAUCAAAUUACAUGGAUGGCGACCGCUAGGCGUAUGUAGUUCAUCCUCUGAUGAACUCCUACUUCUUAUGAUCAAUGAUAGCAAUAACCAAACAAAAGUUGUGCGUUAUUCCGGGUCUACAGAAAAACAAAGCAUUCAAUUUGAAGACAAAGGCAAGACUCUUCUUUCACCCACAGGAAGUUAUGAUUUUCCAACAUGCAUCUGUGAGAACAAAAACUUUGAUAUUUGUGUGGCUGACAAAAACGCCAAAGCAGUUGUAAUAGUCGAUCAAAAUUGGAAAUUACGAUUUAGGUAUACAUCAGUAUUUCCACCAGUGGGAAUAGUUACAGACAGCCAAAGUCGAAUCCUAAUUUCAGACCAUAUUUAUAAUAUUAUUCACAUUUUAAAUCAGGACGGACGGCUUCUACGCUACAUUGAUAACUGUUUUUUACAGUGUCCAUUGGGUCUAUGUUUAGACAACAAUGACAACCUAUUUGUUGCUGAAAGCGCUAUAGGUAAGGUGACGAAAAUCCAAUAUUGUAGCAUGUAGCUAAUUGACAGAGAUGUUGCAUAAAAAACCCGGAAAUUGGACUCUAUAGAUGCAUCUUGACAUUUACGUUUUAUAACAAUUUGCA
Messenger RNA from Magallana angulata, 1771 nucleotides. RefSeq lists its product as uncharacterized. Gene Ontology annotation, cellular component: chromatin; nucleoplasm. Gene Ontology annotation, molecular function: ubiquitin-protein transferase activity; zinc ion binding. The record is from RefSeq and is a predicted model, not a curated record. Lineage: Eukaryota; Metazoa; Mollusca; Bivalvia; Ostreida; Ostreidae. Bases 28 to 1686 code for a protein of 552 amino acids. Gene Ontology annotation, biological process: positive regulation of DNA-templated transcription. The transcript has a single exon.